Messenger RNA from Microsporum canis CBS 113480, 1077 nucleotides. RefSeq names its product septum-promoting GTP-binding protein 1. Gene Ontology annotation, molecular function: GTP binding; GTPase activity. Gene Ontology annotation, biological process: regulation of exit from mitosis. The transcript is spliced from 3 exons. Gene Ontology annotation, cellular component: spindle pole body. Lineage: Eukaryota; Fungi; Ascomycota; Eurotiomycetes; Onygenales; Arthrodermataceae. The record is from RefSeq and is a predicted model, not a curated record. The coding region runs from base 1 to 1077 and encodes 358 amino acids.
AUGGAUACGUUAACGAAGGAGGUUGACAAGCUCCAGAUGGAGGACGAACCCACCGUGACACAGUUCACAGAAACAACAACGAACGUUGAACAACUACCUCCCCCAGCUGAAUCCGAACCUGUAUCCAUGCCGGAGUCUGUGUCUAUACCAGAACCUGUAUCUACGAUAGAGCCUGCCCGAGAACCAGAGUCCACAUCUGCCCCUGAGAGUUUGGUUCCACAAACACCAGAGCAAGACAACGAGGCUUCAAGUUAUCAGCAGAACUAUAACAACGGCUACAGCAACGGACAACAAACUCAUCACUCGUCAUUCUCUCCCGAAUACGUUCAAUCGACAACACAAUCCCUACAUGCACAUGAAAGUGACCUUUCACCCGCAUCAAGGCAUAACUCUCCCACCAUGUCUUAUCAACAAUAUCAGCUACCUUCACAGCCCGCCUCUCGCCCUGGAUCAGGGGUAUCGAACGCCGGGGAUAGAUAUGGCUACUCGCAACAAUAUCAAGAUCAGAACCCGAGGCAACAGCAGCAGCAGCAACAACAACAACACCAGCAACAAUCUGCAGCCCCAAACAAGAAUAGUGUUGUGAUUAAAGUUGGAAUGGUUGGGGAUGCUCAGAUUGGUAAAACGAGUUUAAUGGUCAAAUAUGUCGAGGGUAGCUGGGACGAAGAUUAUAUUCAGACGUUAGGGGUCAAUUUUAUGGAAAAGACCAUUUCAAUCCGCAACACAGAAAUCACGUUUUCAAUCUGGGACUUGGGCGGGCAGCGAGAAUUCGUUAAUAUGCUCCCUCUUGUCUGCAACGAUGCCGUGGCUAUCUUGUUUAUGUUCGAUCUCACCCGAAAAAGUACACUUAACUCUAUUAAAGAGUGGUACCGACAGGGGCGCGGUUUCAAUAAGACCGCCAUACCUUUCCUCGUCGGAACCAAAUAUGACCAUUUUGUCAACUUCCCCCGCGAAGACCAGGAGGAGAUAUCAAUACAAAUAUUUAAAAUCGUCCUUAGCAAGGCAUUUGACCUUAAAUGCACGAUUCCCGAAAUCGAGAAUAUUGGUGAACCCUUGCUACUGUACCAAUCCGUCUGA